AGAUUGUUUUUGUCAAUGGUCAACUUUUUCUUCUUGGUUCCAUUUUGUAGUUCCUUUUGCCUUCCUCAUUCCGUCUCUCUCCCAUUUAUAUUCUCUUCCACAGGUUUCACUCUCCGCACCAUCGAACAUCAGAGAGCGAGCGAGCGAGAGAGACACAGAGCCUGCAACAGUGAUAGUGAUAAUGGGCGAGACUCAGUGCCACGUUGUUAUGGUUCCCUGGCUAGCCUUCGGCCAUAUGAUUCCCUUUUUGGAGCUCUCCAAUGCCCUGGCGGCCAAAGGAAUUAACAUCUCCUUUGUCUGCACCCCAAAAAACAUAGAAAAGCUUCGGCCCAAGAUCCCCACGCACCUCGCGUCCCGCAUCCAUCUCUUGGGCUUCCCGUUGCCGCCCGUAGCCGGUUUGCCGGAAAACGCUGAGGCCACCGCCGAUCUGGAGCAAGAUGCAGUGCAGUACCUGAAGAAAGCCUACGACAUGCUGCAAGAGCCGCUGGAGACGCUGGUGAGGUCGACGUCCCCGGAUUGGAUUAUAUACGAUUUCGCCACUUAUUGGGUCCCGCCGAUCGCAAGAAAGAUGAGCAUCCCCUGCUCUUUCUACAGCAUCUUUAGUGCUGGAGCCACAUGUAUUUUUAGCAGUCUCUCAGAAUGCAGUGGUAGAACGGGAAAAUUGACGCCAGAAGAUGUGAUACUUGCUCAUUGCUUCAAUUUCCCGUCGACCGUGAGGUACAAGCUGCACGAGGCGGUCUCCCUCUGCAGAGGCGGAGGUCAAAAUGCGUCUGGUGUGACUGACGGAGAGCGCAUGGAAUGGGCGAUCCGGGGAUGCCAAAGCCUGCUCGUUAGAAGUUUCAUGGAAUUCGAAGGGGAAUACAUAGUUGCCCUUCAAGAACUCACUCGGAAACCUGUCAUUCCCAUCGGUCUGCUCCCCGCUGCAGUAGAAGAACAACAAGCUUCUAAAGCAUCGAACCUCAAAUCGGUUGCAUGUUUUAGAUGGCUAGAUCAGCGAGACCCAAGAUCGGUUGUGUUUGUGGCUUUCGGUACAGAGGCCAGGCUGAGCAAGGAGGAGAUACAAGCGAUAGCGGAGGGGCUGGAGCUAUCCAAUCUGCCCUUCUUUUGGAUAUUAAGGAAGCCGGGCCAUGUUUCUGCUUCUAGUACUAGUGGUGGUGGCGGUGACGAUAAAGAAGACGAUGUUGAUGAUCCUCUGCCACCUGGUUUUCGAGACCGAACCGCACAACGAGGGUUCAUUAGCAUGAGCUGGGUGCCGCAGGUGAAAGUCUUAGCGCAUGGGUCCAUUGGCGCAUGCCUGUACCAUUCGGGGAUGAGCUCCACCGUGGAGGCGCUCCAGUUCGGGUUGCCUCUAGUCCUUUUGCCAAUGGUGUUCGACCAAGGAUUGGUAGCAAGAUUAUUGGUGGAGAAGAAGGUGGGCAUCGAGGUGGAGAGGGAUGACAGGGAUGGUAGGUUCACCGGGCUUGAUGUUGCCAAGGCACUAAGGCUGGUCAUGGUUGAAGAUGAAGGGAAGCUCAUCGAGGAGAAAGUAAGGGAGAUGAAGUCUUCCAUCUUAGAUAACAAGGAACUCGGUGAUGGCUACAUUAAUCGGUUGGUUAAACAUAUAAGGGAUCGAGAAAAAGAAGAAGAAAAAAAAAGGCCGGCAGCAGGGAACAAGGAUUGAAGUUGCAGUUGAAGUUGGAGUUGGUGGUUUAUUUUGCAAUAAUAAUGGAGAAUGGUUAUUUGGCUUCACUUGUCGUGCGAGUUAUAUUCAUAUAACGAAGGCUGAACUUAUUGCUAUUCUUCAUGGUUUGAAUUGGUUUGAGAACGUGGCUUUCGUAAAAUUAUUGUUAUUGCUAUUUUUCAUGGUUUGAAUUGGCUUGAGAACGUGGCUUUCGUAAAGUUAUUGUUGAAUCAGAUUCCUUGUAGCUGUGAAUAAGGUUUUAAAAGACCUGCAGCCUCGUGAUCUUUUAUUUCAGAUAGUGAAACAGUGUGAAGAAUUGCUGAGA
Molecule: messenger RNA, 1985 nt
Organism: Nymphaea colorata (pocket water lily)
Lineage: Eukaryota; Viridiplantae; Streptophyta; Magnoliopsida; Nymphaeales; Nymphaeaceae
Product: putative UDP-rhamnose:rhamnosyltransferase 1
Exons: 1
Coding region: 182-1660 (492 amino acids)
Molecular function (GO): UDP-glycosyltransferase activity
Source: RefSeq, a predicted model, not a curated record